AGAUACUCUUCCGAGAUGGCACGCACAUAUGAGGAUGCGUUGUCAAAUCUUGCGGCGCUGCAAUCUAACAUCGCGAUUACCUCACUAUUCGCUCCACAAGCUCCAACUCCGGCGUCGGACUCAACGCAAGGUACGAGCAAAAAACAAGACCUCAAUGCGCUUGCAAUUCCCGAGAUGCUGGCAUGGCUCGGCAGAGCAGGACUUUCACAGAAUGACUUAUCCAAGUUACGGUGUAUACACGUGGCAGGCACAAAAGGCAAAGGCUCCGUCUGCGCAUAUCUCACGUCAAUACUCACGCAGAGCGCUCUCCGCACCACGGCCGGAAAGGUAGGCACAUAUACUUCGCCGCACCUGGUCAGUGUGCGGGAGCGCAUCGUUCUCGACGGCCAGCCGAUCAGCCAAGAACUGUUCACGCGCUAUUUCUUCGAGGUAUGGGACGCGAUGACCUCUUCCGGGCGCGCGGAAUAUCUGCAGCAGAACCCCGAGACCAAGGCGGACGAAAGGCUCGAGGCUGAGCUUCAGGGGCCGGCGACAAAGCCGUUCUACUUCCGCUUCUUGACCAUCAUGGCGUUCCACGUCUUCCUCCGGGAAGGUGUCAAGAGCGCAGUCAUCGAGUGUGGGAUCGGCGGCGAGUACGACUCGACCAACAUACUCCCCUCCGAGGCAGUGACGGCGAGCGUAGUGACUCAGCUAGGCAUCGACCAUGUCGGCAUGUUGGGCGGAACUCUGCCGGAGAUCGCAUGGCACAAGACCGGGAUCGCGAAGCCCGGCCGGAAGUGCUUCACGCGGAAGCUGGAUAGUCAAACAGGCAAGGAGGCCAUGCAGGUGAUGAGGAAGCGAGCCGAAGAGAAGGGCGCCACAUUGGUAGAACUGGACGAUGAGGCCGUUGAGCGAUGGGGUGGAGUCAGACCAGACAAUGCCGACAGCCUCGAAGGCCAUUUUCAGAAAUACAACCAGGCCUUGGCUAAAGCAGCUGUCGAGGAACACCUGAGGUUAUGCGCAUCAGACAGCACCUUUGAGUCGAAUCGCGAAAGUCUUGCCGAAAUGAUAUCCGAGGGUCUGCGCCAAGCCCGGCUUAGGGGAAGAUCUGAGACCAGAGUAGAAAAAGACAUAAUCUGGCUGAUCGAUGGAGCUCACACUGUGGAGAGUCUGCGCGAAGUCGCGAAAUGGUAUGAGGGGAAAAUGGAAUCGCAAAAUGGGGCCUCACGAAUUUUGAUCUUCAACCAACAGGAGCGCGAU
This is a messenger RNA of Truncatella angustata, 1239 nucleotides long. RefSeq names its product Mur ligase. Gene Ontology annotation, molecular function: tetrahydrofolylpolyglutamate synthase activity; ATP binding. The record is from RefSeq and is a predicted model, not a curated record. The transcript has a single exon. Gene Ontology annotation, cellular component: mitochondrion; cytosol; cytoplasm. The annotation marks the transcript as partial. NCBI's taxonomy places the organism in Eukaryota, Fungi, Ascomycota, Sordariomycetes, Amphisphaeriales, Sporocadaceae. Gene Ontology annotation, biological process: tetrahydrofolylpolyglutamate biosynthetic process.